GUUAGGACGCCUUGGGCUGCUGGUGGCGGCGAUGCUGCUUCUGAUCAGCAUCCAGUUCGGCCCGACCGGGGCCAAUUGGGUGCGACCGAAGGGCUACAAGCAGAAUGUCGAACGGAUGCAGCAAUUCUACGUUGAGUUCGAGGCUGAAGUGGGUCGGGAAUUCCGUCAGUGGAAGCGCGAUGCUGUGAUGUCGCCACGGUUCCGUGAGCUGAUCGAUUCGGUACGCAUCGCGCCGGAGGAGCGGGGUUACGAGCUGCGCGAGCUUCCGACGGCCCGCGAAGGACCGUUCUGUGGCAUCUGCCGUGGGUUCGGUGGCUCGUUGCUGGAGUUCCGUCGCGAAGGAGCCUCGCGUCAGGAAGUGUUCGAUACGGCGUUCGAACUGUGCGCGCUGCUUGAUCUGCAGGCACCGGACAUUUGCCGUGGGCUGAUCGACCUUAACAUCGAUCAGCUGCUGUACAUCAUCGACAAUCGACCCAACCUGCCGAUCUCUUCGGUCUGUGCCGUCAUCUUCCAGUCGGGCGCUUGUGACCUAAACGAUGCGAACUUUAGCGCGUGGAGUGUAGAUAUCGAUCCGAACGGGACACCGGUGACGGAGUCCAAGUCAGGUGCUCCUCAGCGUGGUCCGAACGAUCUGAAGGUCAUCCAGCUGACCGAUCUGCACUUCGAUCCAAACUAUCGCGCCGGAUACAAUGCGGACUGUGGGGCGCCGGCCUGUUGCCGGGAGUCGCAAGGUAUCCCUGAAGAUCCGGAAGCAGCUGCCGGUUUCUGGGGCGAUUAUCGUGCGUGCGAUACCCCCUGGAACGCGGUCGAGGAUAUCAUCGAUCGCGUGGCGGAGGAUCACCCGGAUGCAGACAUUAUUUACCACACCGGAGACAUCAUCGACCACGGUAUCUGGGAGACGUCGAUCGGGUACAACGUACGAUCGAUCAAUCUGGUCACCCAGAAGCUGUUGGACAACUUCGCGCAAACGCCCGUCUACAACAUCCUCGGCAACCACGAGGCGCACCCAACGAACGUUUACGCCCUGGGCAACAUCGCACGGCCCGACUUUUCCACCAACUGGCUGUACCAUCUGUCCGCGGAUCUGUGGAGCAGUUGGUUGCCACGUACCGCCCAGCAGACGAUCCGCAUGGGUGGUUACUAUACGGCACUCGUUCGUCCCGGUUUCCGUGUGGUGGCGCUUAACAAUAAUGACUGCUACACCUUCAACUGGUGGAUCCUGUUCCAGCCCGAUGCUCUGCGCGGUCAGCUGCAGUGGCUGCAUGAUGUGCUGCUGCAAUCCGAGCGUGCGGGAGAGAAGGUCCACAUCCUGUCCCAUCUGCCCGUGUCGUCCGAUUGCUUUAGUGUAUGGCAGCGCGAGUAUCGUCGGGUUUUGGAACGGUUCCGUGACACAGUCACUGCCCAAUUCCACGGCCACACUCACAAGGACGAGUUCAACGUGUUCUACGCGGCGAACGAUCCCCAGUUUGCUGUGUCCGUGGCAUGGAACGGUGGUAGCGGCACGGCCCACACGAACGUCAACCCCAACUAUGUCAUCUACUACGUCAAUCCGGAUACAUAUGAAGUGACGGACUUUGAAUCGUACGCGUACAAUCUGACUGAUGCGAACCUGACGCCCAGUCAGAGACCAUCGUGGUUCCGAAUGUACUCGUUCCAAGAGGAGUACGGCUUGAGCGACCUAAGCCCGGCCGGGCUCGACGAAAUGGUGCGAAGGCUCGCCACACCAGCAGCGCGCGAAGAACUGCAACGCUACUGGGAGUUUAAGGUGAAGCUGGCCGAUGUCGCGCUGCGAAGCGGAUGCGACGAGAACUGUCUGCUGAAUCACCUGUGUGAAAUCGUCUCCAAUCAGGCCGACGAUGAUCGGAAGUGUCAGGAGCUGACGGAGACGUUUUUUGACUGAAAUAAUCACAGCGUAAAUAGCCCUUCAAGGACAU
Messenger RNA from Anopheles bellator, 1934 nucleotides. Its product is annotated as sphingomyelin phosphodiesterase-like. The transcript has 3 exons. NCBI's taxonomy places the organism in Eukaryota, Metazoa, Arthropoda, Insecta, Diptera, Culicidae. Gene Ontology annotation, cellular component: lysosome. The coding region runs from base 32 to 1900 and encodes 622 amino acids. The record is from RefSeq and is a predicted model, not a curated record. Gene Ontology annotation, biological process: ceramide biosynthetic process; sphingomyelin catabolic process. Gene Ontology annotation, molecular function: acid sphingomyelin phosphodiesterase activity.